AUGAUUUGGUUUCUCAUAACCCUGUUUGUUAGUAGCCUAACGAUAAAAGGAGUCCUUGAAAUCACUCAGAUGUACCUCGGUUAUCCCAGUGAAGAUAUUCUGUAUAGCAGGGAGGAAUUGGUAACAUUUCCAUCAGUUACAGUUUGUGGGGUAAAACCUGUUUUCACAGUUGGGCAUAUUGGAAAACACUAUCGUCCUUCAACACAAACGGGCGAUACCGACAGUGCUUGGAUAUAUCAUGAUUACCGUCUAAAAAUGUUGGAAUCUCGAGCUUUUUCAGAUGAAAAGGAGAAAGAUCAGGAAUGCAUUAAUGCUGUUAUGCGAAGAAUAGUUUCCAAAGAAAGAUAUAUAGAAAACCUUCACGACUGGAACAAUUAUCGACUCAGAAUGUAUGACGACCUCAUUUUAGAAUGUCGCUUUAAAGGGAAACCAUGUGACAAAAGAGAUUUUAAACAAGUACUGCUUGGACGCUAUGGCAACUGUUUUAUGUUCCAACCAAAUUCCAAAGAUGGCAGGGAUAUCUUAAGUGAACCUGGGCCAGAUGUUGGUUUGAACCUAAUGUUGUUCACAAACGGCUACUCGCCUCUGGAUGAAUUUACAGCUUCAGAUACAUUUAAAGUUUUUAGACUGACAACCUCUACUGACUCAUCAAUACUUGACGAAUUCAACAGUGAAUUUUCAACAGCAAGCGAUGGAAUCAGGUUAUUCAUUCAUGCUCCUGGGACUAUGCCUGAUCCUGAAAAGGAUGGAAUUGACCUUUCCGCUGGAACAUUCAGUUCUAUUGGUCUCGCACAAGAUGUACGCACUUUAUUGGAACCCCCACAUGGACAUUGCACAAAAGAACGAUUCAACAAACACACAACCUACACGUAUACUCAGAACAUGUGCCUCAGACAAUGUCAGCAGAUUGAAACAAUAAAAAGAUGUAAAUGCAUGAAUCCAAAACUCCCUUUACCACCACAUGCCGAGAAAGCACAUACAAUCCAAUAUUGCGGAUACAAAAUGAGACAGGAAUACGUAAAGGAAUCUACAAGGGAACAAACUUAUGGUAAAUAUUUCGAAUCAGAAGAAGUCCAAUUUGACUGGAAAAUAUUCAAUGAAAACUUUCAAUUGUAUGAGUGUGAAAAGGAAGUAGCAGAACUGUUUUCUCUUGGUGGAAAGAACUGUGGUUGUAAGCGAGAAUGUAAAAGCACGGUGUAUUAUCACUUAAAACACUCGAUUCCAUGGCCAAAUGAAAAAUAUUAUAAAGGUCUCAAACAAAGAAAUUUCAUAUCGUUCCUGAGAAACCAUCCAAAAGUAGGUCAAUUUCUGAACAAAACUUAUUGGUCAGGGACAGGACUAAGUCGUCUAAAUAUUUGUUUGACGGGACAUAACUUGUUUUCAACUGAAACUUAUGAUUCCGCCGUGCAAAAUGGUGAGUAUCCAUAUCUCACUUGUCCACGGCCCACUUGCAACUUUGAAGAACUUCUGUCGUUGGACAGAUGUUCCCCCAUUAUAAACUGGUACCCAUUUUUCAACAAAUUCAUUGAAACAAACUUCUUGAAAGUUAACGUAUAUUUUAGUACUUUAAAUGUGAACAGAAUUGCUGCAGAGCCUAGCUACCCAUUCAAUAAAUGGUUAUCUGAUUUUGGGGGUAUCAUCGGGAUGAACAUGGGUAUGUCAGUUGUGUCUCUUGUAGAGUUAGGAUACCUAAUGGUAUCAAUGGCCUUUAUUCUUUACUGCAAGCAUAAAAGGGGCAGGUAGACAUCACUUUAGUGUUUGAUAUCGAUUGAUCAGACAUUAUAUGUCUUUUGCAAAAGGGUAUAUGCAGUAUGGUUUCCGAAAUGAUGUACCCUAUCCAAAAGAAAAGGUCAACAAACAUUAUUCGGCAUGAAAACAAUACAUACAUAUAUAUUAUCAAUAAUAUCCACGUGCUCUUUUUGUAAUAUCCGACACUAAGUAUCACACGUGCAGAUGACUUGUGAUAUGUAUUUUUUAUUUUCAUCGUUCAUUUCCAUUUGUACAAUUAUUUCACAUACAUACAAUCAUUUGGAAAUCCUUUUAGCUAUAAAAUGUCCUUACAUAUACAGCUCCUGUUCAAGUAAGCACGCUUUUGGGAUGUUGUCAACAUUAUAACUUUUUUAUGGGCACAGUAUUAUUUACGCAAUUUCAAUAUUUGUUUCUUAAUUGUAUAUAUAGAGGAUAUCCUAUGAUUUAUGAGUGAUAU
Molecule: messenger RNA, 2206 nt
Organism: Owenia fusiformis
Lineage: Eukaryota; Metazoa; Annelida; Polychaeta; Sabellida; Oweniidae
Source: the annotation of a GenBank genome assembly